GUAUUUAAUGUAUAAGAAUACAAAUCUCAUUUGACAGAUUAGAACGGCGGAGCUUCGGUGGCACUCCGAACCAAAAGGUGGCGGUAGUGCAUAAGAGAGCUUGUCCCAGCCGCCACGACGAGACCUGAAGAAGAAGACAACAGCAGUCAAGCUAUAGCAUGACAAACAAGACAAGACUCGUCAUUCUGGACCACCAUAAGUUCGUAUCUGUUAUUUAAGGACCGACAACAUCCCUGCAGCCCCUAUGAAACGCAAGGCAUGGCAGAGACACAGGACAAUGAGGUGGAGGAGGCCGAUCACAUCUACCUGUUGAUGAAGGAAGAAUAUCGAAUAUCCAGGAACGUGCGUUUGGCCUGGUUUUUGGGUAAGCUCAACCAAGUCAUCUGGCCCGCCUCCAGGCCAGAGCUGCUGAACUCUGACAACGAGUUAGACUUGCUGAGUAUAUUACCCAAAGGAUGGCAGCAAGACUUCUCGGUAUCCCCCCAUCCCUCCAUGUUGAUGCCUUCCACUCGUGCCACCUUCCUGGCCCGCAGGUACCGCUUCAUCAUCGAGAUGGACCUCAGCCCCUCCACAGGGAUUGUGGAUGACAGCACAGGAGAGAUGAUAUUUGAUGAGGUGUUUCACGCCUUGUCGAGGUGUCUGGCUGGUCUAGUUCAACCCUUCAAGGUUCCCGGAACCGAUCAGCUAUUCAAGCCAAAGAUUUUCAUCACUAUCCUGGUGUAUUCGUCCAUUUUUGGCCUUGCAUCCCAUCAGGUUUUGGUGCAGGGCUGUCAGCUGGACCGAACGGACCUCGGUGAGUUUCUGCAUCACAUCUACCAGCAGCUCAAAGCAGUAGAGAGCAACAUUGCGGACGUCCUGAAUCAGCAGCACGAAGCGCCAAGUAGUGUGGAGUCAGGCCAAAGCUCAGGUCUCCAUAGCAACAACCUGGACGAGCAGCCUCACAGGCGGCAGGGCAUCUCUAUGGUGUCAGCGGACAUGGGACUGGUUAGCAUGGUGCGCCAAGGCAUCCUAGCCCUGCAGCUGCUGCCACCCAACUCCAGUGCGGGCAUCAUCAUCAUCACAGAUGGCGUGAUGAGCGUUCCUGAUGUUGUCGUGUGUGAAACGCUGCUGAAUCAGUUACGAAGUGGAACCAUCGCCUGCUCCUUUGUGCAGGUGGGCGGGGCCUACUCCUAUGACUGCAGUUUCGGCUACAUCCCCAACGUGGAGCUCAUGAAGUUCAUCUCGCUCGCCACUUUCGGCUCUUACCUCCCCAGCUGUCCUCAGCUGGACCUGGACAGCCAGGAGAUGAACGCCUACCACAAGGCCUUCCUGACCUACUCAUUCCUCAAGUCCCCCGAGUCCAUGAACUCUGAGUACUUCUGCGUUUCCCAGCACAAGCUGUUUAACGAACACCUGGUGUCAGCGAGUGGGAACCCGGCGCUGGUCAUGAGGAGGAAGAAGCAUACGGAGAAAGAAGUCCAUGCUUAUUUGAUCAGCGUGGUAUCUGUGCGGCUGAGAGAGGGCUACACCAUCCGAGAGAUCAGCCUCACGAAAGGUGGGACCCAGCUGGAGGUCAAGCUGGUGCUGCUGUGGAAGCACAACAUGCACAUUGAGUACCUGGCAGCUGCUUCCUGGCCGCUGGACCCCAACAAGCGCACCACCCGGGUGGAGGUCACCAUGGAGGGAAGCUAUGACAUCCUGCACGAUAUCAGCUGCACGCAGAGAAAGCCCAUCACCAGCCCCUACCGCACCUCCGUCAUCCGCCGCUUCUGGAACACACUGCAGAGCAUCAACCAGACGGAUCAGAUGUUGGUGCAUCUGCAGUCCUUUAAUUCCAUACCGGAGAACUACACCAUUCCAGAGAGCACCAAAAACGGAGUUCCUCUCUUCUACAUCCCUCCUGGUUCGACCACCCCGGUUCUUUCUCUGCAGCACAGCAGCUCCAAAGACUCCUCCCAGUCCCAGUUCGCCUCCUACUGGAAGCCCAUCCUGUCCAUGGAUGCCAACUUUUGGCAGAGAUGGCUGCACAUGCAUCGCAUCACCAUCAUCCUGGAGCAUGACCUGCCUGUGCCCAAACACCUUCACACAGCUGGCAACAACGGCCGCUACAGCACCAUCCAGUGUCGCAUCUCCCACUCUGCGCUCACAUCUCUGCUGAGGGACUGGAGCAGCUUCGUGCUGGUGGAGGGAUACUCUUACGUCAAACUCAUAUACAGUUCACCUGACCAGCCUCCCACCUCCUUCUAUCUGGUGCGUCUCAUUUCCAAGACCCCCUGCAUGGUGCUGAGACUGGGCUUCCCAAUUGGAACGGCAGCACAUGUUCGAAACAAGAUUGUGGACGAGCUCAGAGAGCAGAUCCUCAAGCUGCGCUUCCCACAUCGCGUUCAAAACAAAGAGGCCACACCGAAGACCAAGCGGAAGGCCGUGGGACACCCCUCGCCAUCCAAGUCUCCCUCCCUCUCCGCUCCCAAGCAGGCAUUGUCAGACCGGCCGUGUGUGGUGGUACUCAACAAGCCACUGGAGAAGCUGCUCAUCAGGUACGAGAAGCUGCCGCUGGACUUCAGGACGCCCUUCAUUCUAAGUAUGGAGAACUCUGCGCAGCCCUCCAGCGGCACAGGGCCCCUCAACGUGGCAGCCAAUCGCACCGCCUCGUCCACACUGGCGUCGCUGUCCCGCUACUUCCUGCACCGACGCUGGGUGUGGGCUGUGCAGAGCAGCCAAGGCCCGGCAGUGGCCAUGCAAGCGGUCGCCCACAUCCUGUCCAUGUUGUCCGAGAUCCGCCUGUCGGAGGGUUUUCAUUUUGCUGCCAGUGGAGACGGCAUCGUCAACAUGGUCAUCGAGCUGCCAAUGAAAGGCAUGUCGACCGAAUCUGACCGAGAGAGUCACUCUUGUAUUGUUCAGUACGUCCUCUUCCCCCCUCACGCUACCUCCACCAAGGACAGCUUCUCCACAGACGAUGACAAUGACACAGAGGUGGAGCCCGUGGACGUGGAUGUGGAGCUGAACCUGGUGACUGAGUGCUGGGUGGAGCCUCAGAGCGGCACGGUGACCAACUGCUUGGAGCAGCACCGCCACCUGCAGGGCCUCCGCUACCAGGAAGUGCCUCAAGCGAUCUUCCCCAGAGAUUUAGCAUGUAUGUCCACCAUGAUGACGUUUGAGUACCUCAGCCAGUUAUGCCAGAACAAGGACCAGGUGUGUUCUUUGCCUGCUGGACUGAAGGACGUAAGAGGAGAACCUUCCACUUCAGAGGAGAGCAUUCACAUGGUUCCCUUCCAGUUUGAUCUCAUUGAGCUACUCCCAAAGUGUCAGCAGGUGGAACUCUUCUUCCUCACAUUCAGCACCGAAGUGGAGCUUGAGGAGCACCUCCGUAGCGCCCCCUGCUUGCCCAACGAGAUUCUCCUCAGCCUCUUCCACUGCAGCCUGGAGCAGGAGCUCAGCGACAGAGAGAUCCCCUUAUCCCAUGGCGACCAUGCCGCCUUCAUGCACCACAUCCUGGAACGAGAACGGGACGGCCACUGUGCUCCUUUUGCCCUUCCUGUCAUCAAAGAAGAGUUUGUGAAGCUUCCAGACAGACAGGAAGUGAUGUCUGCAUUCCACACCCCUGGCAGCAGUAGAGAGAUGAUGGGAUCCACUAGCACUUUACAAAGUUUCACUAAUGCAGACCUCGUGGAUGAGGAGCCUCUGAUGGGGGGACGGAGCUGCUCUGUGCCCCAGUGGAGGUGCUAUGCCAAGCACAUUAGUUCCCAGCAGAUCUUACUCACCUUCCUGCCAGCCACCUUCACAGAUGUCCUGAUGUUGAUGUCAUCGAGCUCGGAGGUGGAUCCUUUGAGUAAUGUCAGCACACAGGAAGACGACACUUUGACGCCCAGCAACAAGUCACAGGCCGACUCGCUGUCAGGUUCCAUCAGUGGACUCGAUAGGUUCGAGUCCAGCCUCGGUCUGGCUAUUAAGAUGAGAAGGAGCUCCAGCAGCGGCCACUUCAGCGCCAGGUCACCCUUGCUCUCGCCACGCUCUGAGGGUCAGCCAGGACCUGUUGAUCCCCUGUUACUGGACCGGGACUGUUGGGACAGCAGGGUUUUGGAAACGGAGCCUGGAACGCCGAGCUCAGAUCUGGGGGAAAAAGUUCAUUUCACAGAACCACAGAGGUCUGAUCUGCACAGCAGCUUCAGCCGGCAACUGUCUCAGCAGAGCAUCGGCAGCCAGCUGAAGUGUCCCGUCUACGUGUACAACUGCUGCCUGGAGCUCUUGAAGGAGCAGCUGGUCCACCCCGGCACCAAUCGCCAGCCUAGAGAUGUCUUCUUCAGACCUCAAGAGGCUCAGUUCUGGCAGAUGUCUCAGCAGAUGAAGUUCAGGUCGCUGUCUCAGGACCGCAGUAGUCCCUCACCAUGGACCGACCUCCUGGCACACCCUCACAAACACAAAGAGCUGGCCCACUACUGCAGUCUGCUGCAGGAGCAUUACCAGCAGUGCUUUGCCAAAGGUGUCUAUCGUAGCCUGCAGCAGUCCUACAGCAUCAGCUCCCAAGAUGUCCUGAUGGCCAUGGACUACUGUGAAGAAUCUCUGCAGGAGAUCGACGUCACCUCUUUCCUACAGACCCUCUGUGGACACAUCAGGGUCUUCAGGGAGAAUGGCCAGGUGGAGACCUGGCCUCAAAAUGCAAAGCCCACAGGGAGGUCUGCAACCUUCAUCAUUGGAGAGGUUGAGGAAGAAAGGCCUGGUGCCAAGUCUGCCGUAGCCUCCUUGUCCAGCUUUGAGAUGGAAGAUUCCAGUGAAGUUGAAGCUCGAGGACCAGUGCCUGUAUCCUCAAUAAUUGUGGAUGAGUCCAAGACAUCCAGGCUCCCAGUGUUCCCUCUGGAGGUGCUCCAGACGCAUCCCACCUGUGACAUGAGUCCAGAUGUGCACAAAAUAAUCCAGGAGAAAUUCAUGGGGAUUGUGUCCCAGUAUUUCAAACCUGUGCCUUCCAAUCCACAUUACUACUUCUACUGCCCGCCAUCGUCCAAGAAAGAGGAGGACUCAGAGGAUGGUGAGAUGGAGGAAAGGCCCAGCGAGGAGUUGCUGUCAGAAGCCGAGCAAGCUACUGAGGAAGAAAUAACAUCCGGGGGCGGUGUCACGACAGAGAGCGACAACGACUUGGUGGUGGAGUACGAGGACCACCCUGGCACCAGGACCCACACGGGUGGCGACGGCAGGUCGCACUCUGACUCAAACACCGUCAAUCCAGACCAGGACUCUUUUAGCAUCCUGGAUGGAGACUCCUUGCUGGAGGCGGAGGGGCGGAUGCUCGACAUGCCACCGCUUUUCCUACAUGUCACCUGUUCCGUCAACGCCAAGAGCUGCCAUGGCUCCACCCCCAUUCGCACACUGCCCACCUGCCUUGGUGAGAUAAUUUCCUGCCUGGAUGACGCAGAGGCCUUACAGUCUGUGGACCUGAAUGAGCUCUCGGUCACGUUGGACAUCUUUGUACUGACUCUUCCUCUGGAAAUUGAAGUGAUGGGUGACUUUCAUCACAACAGGUACACCUCGGAGAGCAGCGUGUCUUUGAACCGCUCUCCAGCACAGCCGUCAUCUUAUCGGUCCGACGAGGAGCUGACAGCCGUGCUGGAUGGCCUGAGGGGAGCUGACGUGGGCAUGGUCUGUGGUGAACCUUUAUCCAAGCUGCCACUUCCUCAUAAGCUGGCAAUUGAGGCUACAAUGGACGAGAUCCGCUGGCUGCUGGAAGAUGAGAUCGUUUCCACCAUGCGCCGAUCUCAAACCAUUGGCCUGGCCACACUACACAAAGUGGCGGAGCACGUCAUGCUGUCGGUCGGGCGUCCACACUGCCACAGUGAAGAUGUUCCCCUUCAGUUUGUCUUUCGGCCGGAGCAGUCACUGGACAAAUUCAAAGAGGAGUUUCGUCGGAUGCCACUCUCAGGCUAUGUGCUCAACAGUGAACAGGACAGCUUCUACUACGUGUCUCUGAGCCGGCUGCACCCUCAGAGGAUCCACACCGACAAGAGGAUGUCUGAGAGCACAUCUGUCCCCCUCCAGCAGGCCGGCUCUAACGGUGGGCUGCCUCAGGAAGAGUCCCUCUUGGAGAGUGCGACCACAGAGACAGGCGAUGGGGCCAACGUCACACAUGACUCGACCACAGAGCUUGGUGAGAAGGACGGACCCUCCAAGUCUGACGCUGACAACGACUCACAGAGUCAGUCCAGUAGCCUCCUACUCCUGAAUGAGCGCUGCCCCGAGCCCACCUCACCACCCAAGACCCCCUCGAGCGUCAGCCUGGCUGAGUCGGUGCAGUCGGUCUCUCACAACUGCGGCAAGACCAGGCCCAGUCGAGUACAGAGUGUCGUUUCCAGCCAAGGAAGUUUGGAUUCCGACAUGCAGGGUUACGAUGGUGGCAGCAGCGACUCUGAGUGCGAGAGUCCCACCCUGGAUGAACAUGAGAGUCGGACGCAUCUGAUGCCUGACUUCUGGCUUAUCGUGAAGAUCCACCAAGACCGAGUCAAGGUCUAUUCGCAUUCUAGGAGUCUCAGCGAAGAACAGGAGCCUAGCAACAAGGAGCUGGAGACCAGAGAGGACAAGCAGGAGCUGCCCGAAUAUUUACAACUGCAUCAGAUGGUGGUGAGGAAGAUCGGGGAACUCUGUCGAAUAGUCAAUCAGCGCAUGCUGCUGCAGGACUUGCACGACAGCCACAUGUGCAACUCCCUGUUGGUGGCCGAGAGCGAGGAAGACAUCUGGAAGAACGAAUCUCUGUACAGGCAAAAGCGCAACACAUCAGACGAUUACCACACAGAGGAGAGCUACCAGGCCAGAGACUAUCUGGCAGCCACCAUGCAGUUCAUACCAGGCCAUUUUGCCUGCGAUGUGGUGUGGAGCACCAUCAUCCACAUCCAUCCACGCCUCAAGAUGGGUGCCAACAUGGGGGUUUCCAGAGCCAUCCAGGCACUGCGCUCUGUGCUCAUCUCUUUCUGGGUGGUCAACAGGAAGAACAUGUUUGUUUACCAGGAGCGCACCACCAAAUCGGUCUUCUACCUCAGACUUUAUGAGACGUCUCUGGCAGGGAAGUACUCAGACAUGGAUGGUGUCCUCCACAUGAAUCGCUGCAUCGGCCUGGCAAGGAGUCAGGAGCCGCUGUUCUCAGAGGACCUCAUGGGUUCCAGGUCGUCUCUUGAAGGUUCUCGUCCGGUGGGACAAGUGGACAAGCACAUCCUUCUGCUGGUGCAUGGCAUCGGCAACGCCGGUCCAGAGAUUACGGACGAGCUGGUGAAGGUUCUGCGUAAACGCCUGGACGAGACCACGCUGGACCUCAUCACUAUGACGCUGGUCAGGAAUUGCAAGCUGACGCCAGCUGACGUGGAGUUCAUCCAACCAUCGGGCUCUCCCGCCACAGAGGUCAUGACUUUCAGCCUUCCCCAGUUCUGUCUUCCCUGGGUGUCCGCUGUAGCGCACUACCUGCGUCAGAACCUGCUCAUCUUCCUGCAUGUGCCCAAGUACACGGACAGCAACACGGCACACCAUUUCAAGCACUGCUUUCAUUCGGGCACUGAAGCAGCUGAUGGCGACAUCUACCUGUACAACAAGCCUGGGGGUCAGGGCACAGGACGCAAAGGUAUUGCCUGCAUCACACUGACCUUUGUCGAUGCCAGCGGGCGACCCCUUCAAGUUCCAGCUCAGGACUGUGGCGCCCCACAGAGAUCUGAGAACGGCUCUGUUCCUCUUCAUCCCAGCCAGUUUGACCAGUUGACCAGUGUGGUGAAGGUGGAGAGCAGCCGGAUUCGAGAGACGCACUUGUUGGUGCGCUUCGAUGUCUGGGAGCAAGGCAACGUCAGCCCUUCGCAGCUGGCCGAUAAACUGCAGGGGGCGCUGCGCCACGCCCUCUGUGACGUCAUCAUGGAGCUGAGGGUCUUGCCCAAUCCUCUCUGCGUGCCGUGUAUUGCCACCAAAGCCCAAAAGGAAGAGGUCAAAGGCUUGUUGAGUCUGGCUGAGAUCAAGGAUGUUAAGGACAGUCCCAGACAGCGCAGUGGGUCACGGGUCUUUAAGAGCAGCCCCUCCCCCAUCACCUUAACACAAGGUGGCACCAUGACAGGGCCCAGCACACCCGAGUCCACCACCCCGACCGGAAAGAGCACACGCCGCAGCUUCUGGGACAUACUGCAGAGUAAACCUGAGUCCUCUGAGCUGGGAAGCCCAAAAACGACUGACGACAUUGUACAAGAAAGAGGAGAGGAGGGACGUGUUGCUCGCCGAAGGCACAAGACCGAGAGUGUGAAGCACCCGUGGUGCCAAGAGAAAGUCAGCGAAUUAGAGCACGCACAGAGGAGGCAGGCGUGUCAAUUGGAGGAGGGUGAUGCCGGUGCCCUGCAUCCCGUCUAUCAGCUCACCUCCCAGCCUUGGAUCUCCUUCAUGGCUGAACUUGGCUGCCCCUCCAUUCAGCAGUGCACGGCUGAAAUCGCCUCUCACUUCCUGCUGCCGUCCAUCCUGGCGGAGGUGGUCAGUCUGGUCAGCUCUCUGGCCAAUGACACCAGUGUCAAGGUCUUUGCCAAGACAAGCUGCCCAGCAUCUGGAGACACAUUUGUACCUUCCACCUUGGUCCAAAACACGUGGCUGAGUCCUGAUGCUUCCAGGAGCUUUAUUCUCAUUGGGAGAAACUUCCACCAGUGGCACUGCAGCACAGAACAAGCCGCAGACGACAGUUCUGAGGAGGAAAACAUGCCUUCACUAAAUAGGUUCACACCUCACAAGGGCUUCCAGCGCUUUGAGGCCUCAGAGCAGCAGGUCGACUGCUUGAGUUUUGGCCAGGCCGGGUCAGUAGCUCCCCGGCAGAGGUUCCUCUUCAUCAACAUCCUGGACAAAAAGGUGACGCUGUACAGUUAUAACUGGUCUGUGGACCUCGGUGCCUCCCUGAACCGUGAGCUGAUUCGACUGGUAAAGUGGCAGAACGCGAGGGCCCAUGUGGUCCACUGUCUGCUCAGCCAGAAGAUGGGCCUCUUCCAUCACCAUUGCUUCUCCGACACACCGCUCCAUGACAUGGACUCCAAGCGGGAUCCGAACCCCUUCCUUGGGCCUGCCAUGGAGCCGGACACGCUGCUGCGGAGUCCUGUUCCUCCGCUGCACAGCAAAGAGCAAGGCAGGCUGUCUGGUUCGGGCCGAAGUCUAGCUCCUCUCCACUUCCCCUCCGAGCUGCUGCCGUUUGAUGAGGCUCUGAGGGACGUCUGCACUAUCCGACCCUUGAUGGAGGGCGACGCUGUGGCCCGACAUGGCGGCCAGCUCUUGGAGAUCAAAGUGGCCGAGCGAAGAGAACUCGAGAAACAGAUGAAGAUCGAGAACCUGUUUGUCACAUGGCAGCAGAGGUCAGCUCAGUCCAACAUGCCCAUCGCGCUGGCCGACCUUGAGACCUUGAAGCAGUCAUCCAGGCUGGUCCAUUACUGUGCCACGCCGCUCCUGUUUGACCCCAUCUUUCGCAAGCAGAUCCAAGAGGAACAAGCAGUGCCACCGCCAGCGAAGAAGCGGCAUCGGUCCAACGACUCCACAGCAUCAGGCCGCGACCGUAGCUACAGCACUGACUCUGCUGACAUGCUGCCCAGUCGACUGAAGGAGGAGCCGUGGCUGCUGGACAUCUCCAGCACCUUCCUGCAGCGGUAUGUGCAGUACCUGCAGAGCAUGGGCUUCAUCCUGGUCCAGGUGCGGCCCCAGUCCCCGGCACGCAGCAUCGCCCGGGCUCGCGCUGCCAUGCUGAGCUCUAUGUCAUCAGAGGGGAGGAUGUCUUUUUCUUAUGUGAAGCAGAAGAGCGAGGACAGCCCCAAGACCACGGUGUCCGCUACCACUGCGUAUCACCUCCAGAGGGCACUACCAGGUGGAAUCGUGUUGAUGGAGCUAGCAUUUCAGGGAUGCUACUUCUGUGUCAAGCAGUACGCACUGGAGUGUUCCCGCAUUCCCAUGGGACAGUCCGUCAACUCCCAGGGCAGCCUCCUCACCAAACCUCGUUGCAAGCCGUUCCCAGACGCCACCCCAGUAUCUGACUGUGCGCUCUCCAUGCUCUUCACUGAGGAGUGUGACAAGGUGCGUGACCUGAUGCACGUGCACUCCUUCAGCUACGACUUCCACCUGCGGAUGGUGCACCAGUACCUGGUUGGCUCCCACAUGACUCUGCGCCAGGGCUACCAGCUCACAGACUUCCUCAAUGACUUCAUCUUGCAGCAUCCCGACAUCCCCAAGUUUGGACGCAACCAUGUCUUCCAAGGAAGCUUCUCCAUCUCCACCGGGAUGAUAACUGCCCACCAGCUGUACAACUACAUCACCGACCACACCAGCACCUACGGCAUGAAGCCCCUACGCAUGUCCAAGGCCGCUGUCCCCACCGAUGCAAAGAAGGCAACUCCUGACCUGCACGAGUACGCACUGGUGGCGCUGUGGAACAGCUCCGGCUCGUACAAGGACUUGGAGGGUCUCCAUCACCAUGACGACUUUGACGUGUCCCUGGUGGUGUGCCACAAUGCUGCGCCCUUUGAGGAUCAGUCGGAUGGGGAGAGGCACUUGCUGAGGCUGCACUUCUACGUGAUCAUGACCAGCCGGAGGGAGCUCUUUCCUCGACUCACCGCUGACAUGAGACGAUUCAAGAAGCUUCCUCAGAUCCACCGUGAUGCCAGUGAGCCAGGCAGCCGCCUUCCUCCGGAUCGGGCGGAGGCCUGCAGCUCUCUUGGAGGCGAGCAGGACCUCUGGGAGGAUACCUCGUCUGAGGCUGCAGCCACCUCCACACCCAGCGACGGCAAUGAGUUUUAUCCACUGGUGGCCGUGGCCAAGCCUCAGGGGCUGCUGUACCCCUCCCCUCUGUUUCCCUUGCUCAACAACGAGGUGGCGGCCGCCCGCCGGCAGAUCCAGGCCAGCGUGGAGGAGGCCAUGGGUCACUGCCGCAGGGACAACCAGUGGAGGAGGCUCCUCCACGGUGAGCACCUGGCGAUGGACAAACUCAAGCUGACCAAGUUGACUUUCAGCGAACUGGAGGAGCUACUGGAGGCCGUCCAGAGCCGUUCGGUGGGGGAGAUUGACCCCCAGCUGGACUGCUUCCUGAACAUGAGUCCAGCCUGGUACCAAAGUCUCAUCAAAGUUCUGCUCAGCCGAUUCCCACAGAGCUGUCGGCAUUUCGACGACAGCGGCAUCCAGUAUCUGGCCGUUCUAAACCACAAGUUCACUGACUGCUUUGUUUUGGUCUUUCUGGACUCCCAAGCUGGAAAAACGAGCUUGAAGGUCGUGUUACGAGAGCCUCUGCCCCCUCAGCCGCAGGAUGGCAGCAGCCCCCCUCCCCAGCUGGUGUCCAUGUACCACCACCUGGAGUCGGUCAUCAACACAGCCUGCUAUAACCUGUGGACCGGACUCUUGUGACAGUCUGAGCACGCAAGUAGGAGUCUUCAAGAAGCCUUGACUGCUAUCUUAGCUUUUUCAUCAUGCGUGCAAAAUUACAAACUUGGGGGACAUUUAAAUCAUCUUGUGACUGUCUUUUGGCUAGCUAACAUUAUGCUAAACUGCUAAAAGGCAUUUUUACAUGUAUGGAACACACACAUUGUGCACACUCCUGAGAGGUGCCGCUGAUGAAUUAGGGCAGGGGUCGGAAACCUUUUUUGGCUAAGGGUGCCAUGAAAUCCACAUAUUCUAAAAUGUAUUUCCGUGAGAGCCGUAGAAUAUUUUUUGAAACUCUGAAUACAACUAAAUGUGUGCAUUUUUAGACAUGACCAACAAUUUUAGAAUCUAAUAAGUAUCUGCAUUUAUUUUUUAAUAGCUAUAUCUUCUUCAAGUGUUUGCUUGAUAGAAUUAACAAGCUGAGAAUUUUACUUCCUGACCUCUCAAUGACCUGGUAGGUUACCGCAUUAUCCAAUUAUAAUUGUGUUUUGGCAUCUGACCUGGAAAAAUAUCAGAAGGAGAUUGCAUUGGCUCUAGCCAAAAUUAAUUAAUUAAAUACAUUAUAAUGUUUCAUAUUUAAUGUUAAUGUUAUUUUUAACACUUUGAAUUCUACAAUGUUUUACUUUAUGUCAGCAGGAGAAAAAAAAGAACAUUUAAAAAAUGUUAUAGUGUUAACAAAUGUGCAAGAGCCAGAUGUAGAGCCAUAGGUUCCCGACCCCUGAAUUAUGAAUUCUUUUGGUCCCAAAGUCAGGAUGGACUUUUUGAGAAAAGCUUCAUCCAGCUGCGGCGUGACUGAUGAGGUGUAAAAAGCUUUGCAGCUUUGGACUCCACACUUCGGACUGACAGACUCUGUGAUGAAAUGGAACACUUUACUGGUGCCUUGUGAAAUACCACAUCGGUGUUUGGUCUCAGAUUUGAUUCCCAGGCUUGUCAAACCUGUUGCAUGCGUCAUGUGACCUCAAGUGCCUUUUUUUAAAGUUUUUUCAAAUGGACUUUUAACUCCCCAACUUUGCCACGUGAUUGAUGAAGCGCAGGGAGGCAAACAAACUUAAGGACAAUGGUCACAUUUGUGUGACGCUCACAUUAGGAUGUCAAACACUGGAGAUCAUGUGACAGGUGCGGAAAUGAACAUUGUACAUUGUCCUACAUAGCGUGUAUAUACAGGCCAAUAAAUCACACAAAAUAAACUUUUUGGUUCUUUCCAAAAAGUUUAACCGUGACAUUUUGAUUUCAUUCAUUAUUGUUAAAAAUGCUGUGACGUCACUUCCGUUUGGUCCAGUAAUCCUUCAGCCAACCCAAACCCUCCUGUGUGCUUCCUGGGAGAAGACAGUUAACAGUUAAUGUCACAUUGGAGUCCAAAGCGGGUGGAUCAAUCCUGCCUACCUCGUGGCUUGUACUCGCAGCCCACGUAACCCUGGUAGCCCAGCUCCUCCAGCGUGGUAAAGAUGUAGUCGUAGUUAAGCUCUCCAGGGCUGUCUGGCUCGUUCCUGCCCGGAACCUGAGCCACUUGAAUGUGACCUGAGACACACCGAGAAUGAUCUGCACAGCUGUAGUCCACCUUCACCAUCAAUAUAGUGAUAUACUGACAAUAUGUUUUAUGCAAAAAAAAAAAAAAAAAACGCCUUCAAAGAAAAUUGUCAAACAAAAAGAAAUGUUCAAAUAUUCGGAGGAACAAAUGCCAUACUGUAAAUAAGUGGUGGUUUACUGUAUUUUAGAAUUUAUUUGAAAUAUUGGUUAUCCCAGCUUGCAUUCCAAUUGUCUUACGAUUAAUGGGCAGAAAAUCCAGUCAUAAAUGGGAGAAUGAACUCUUACUUACCAAUCAGUGGUAAAUACUUCCGCAUGUUAUGUGUCAGGUUGCCAUCCAUGAUUUGCCAAUGAAAAACAUCCUAAGAGUUUGUUUGUUAACAUCGUCUCUGCAUCGCUUUGACAAAUAAAUACAGAGAGAGCUCA
Molecule: messenger RNA, 13308 nt
Organism: Doryrhamphus excisus (bluestripe pipefish)
Lineage: Eukaryota; Metazoa; Chordata; Actinopteri; Syngnathiformes; Syngnathidae
Gene: szt2
Product: SZT2 subunit of KICSTOR complex
Cellular component (GO): peroxisome
Source: RefSeq, a predicted model, not a curated record